Messenger RNA from Megalobrama amblycephala (Wuchang bream), 1925 nucleotides. RefSeq names its product linkage group 17 C7orf25 homolog (gene lg17h7orf25). The transcript is spliced from 2 exons. Lineage: Eukaryota; Metazoa; Chordata; Actinopteri; Cypriniformes; Xenocyprididae. Bases 171 to 1481 code for a protein of 436 amino acids. The record is from RefSeq and is a predicted model, not a curated record.
AACAAUAUACUGUAUUCAUGCAAUUCAUAACCUCCAAGCUAGGUGGCAACACAAACGCGCUAACAUUAUGACAGCGCUGCUAACUUCUACUUCGGGGUGGAAAUAACGUCAGCCAAAAUGCAGAAGAGACAGAGCUAGAAGCUGUAAAUGCUGAAUAAUGUUCAACAGCAAUGGCUACUUACAACACACUGCAGGACAGGAUCAGAGUAGCCAAGGAGCUGCUUGAGCGAGUGGACAAGAUUUGCAGUCGACAAGGCCGUGAGGUCGAGGGACGUGCUAAACUGUGUAGUAAGCUCCGGGCUGAGCUCAAGUUCCUACAGAAGGUGGAGGCCGGCAAGGUUGUGAUCAAGGAGUCUCACCUGCAAAGCACCAAUCUCACUCAUCUGAAGGCCAUCGUCGAGUCAGCCGAGAAUCUAGAAAACGUGGUGAGCGUCCUGCACGUGUUCACCUAUGAGGGACCCGAUGGACAGAAGCAAACUUUGGUAGUCGACGUGGUGGCAAACGGAGGACACACUUGGGUGAAAGCCAUCGGGCGCAAGGCGGAGGCACUGCACAACAUCUGGCAAGGCCGUGGCCAGUAUGGGGAUAAAAGCGUGAUCCGGCAAGCAGAAGAUUUCCUUGAGGCCAGUCAGCAGCAGCCUGUGCAGUACAGCAACCCUCAUAUUAUAUUUGCCUUCUACAAUGGGGUAUCCAGCCCUAUGGCAGACAAGCUCAAAGAGAUGGGCAUAUCUGUGAGAGGUGACAUUGUUGCUGUUAAUACAAUGAUCGAAGCUGGAGAGGAGGAGGAGGAGGAAGAAGAGGAGGAAGAUGACGGUGAAGACAAGCCUGGUGGUGUGGAAGAAAAUGAAUUUUUGGUUGAGGAAGAAGACGAUGCUGAAGACGACGACAGUGACGAUACAGACCUCAUGCACACUCGUGUUGAUCGAGACACCAUUGUGGCCAGCCUUGCCUUCCCCACUGAGGUGAAGGUAGAUGUGUGCAACAGGGUGAACCUUGACAUCACCACUCUGAUCACUUACGUGUCCUCCCUCAGCCACGGCAACUGUCACUUCACUUUUAAAGAGGUGGUGCUGACAGAGCAGGCCGCACAGGAACGGCAAGAGAAGGUCCUGCCCCGACUGGAGGAGUUCAUGAAGGGAAAAGAGCUGUUUGCUUGUCAUUCUGCGGUUGAAGAUUUCCGUGUGAUUCUGGAUACUUUAGGAGGCCCGGGAGAAAAAUCCCGAGCUGAGGAGCUGCUAGCCAGGCUCAAAGUGGUUCCGGACCAGCCAUCUGAGCGAACCAACCGCUUAGUUACGAGCUCAAAAGUGAACCGUAGAUCACUGAUGAUCUUUGGGACAGGGGACACGCUGCGCGCAAUCACUAUGACUGCGAAUAGCGGAUUCGUUCGUGCUGCUGCUAACCAGGGUGUGCGAUACAGCGUGUUCAUCCACCAACCUCGCGCACUCACUGAGGGGAAAGAAUGGAGAGCAAUUCCAAUAUGACUGAAGGGCUGUUAAAGAAAUAUGUCAGCAAUUAAGCAGAUUAUUGCAUAAGAUAUGGACAGAUAUAUAUUGUAUAAACAGAUGGUUAGAGUAUAAUAUGUCAUUCUUAAAUCCAGACACUUGUGAGAGGCAAAUAAAUUGCACGGCUGACAGACACUUUCUGUGACUCUUUAUGUAAACUCAGUGAGCUCAGUGCCUCGAAUGCUGCACUUCAAUGGAAAGAUGUCAAAUUAACCAAAUAUAUGAUUAUAUCAUAACUAUAGUGUCAAAAACAGUUUAAAUCGAGGCAUAUACUUUAAUUUCAAAGCUCUCUAUGCCUCAUGGUGUUUUCUUUUCAAUUUAUUAUUUUUUCACAAACUUGAUUUUUCUGAUUUAAUCUUGUCACAUCCAUUUUCAUAAGAGUACAAAAUAAACACUCUUCAGAUGGCUUUAUCUCAUGAAGAA